UAAACCAGUUUCUCCAGCUUCAAGCAGGAAGUCAAUUGCUGCUGCACACAAAAAGGUGUCAGUAAGAAAGAAAAGCAAAGGCAGUAUUCGGGCAAAUGGCGUGGAGCACGUUUUCCGAUCAACGUGCUGUGAGUUUAACGUCUCGGCCCGUCUUGACCCUGUAGACAGAAGGCAUUGAGAAGCUACUAAAAGGACAGCAGAGGCUUGUUUUUGUGAGUAGGCCUACAUGAUCACGAUGAUCGUCUAUUUUGACUCCAGCAUGAGGUCAACACCUCUGACAGUUAAUAUUUUUCAAAUGACAUUCUAAUUCAGGGCUUCCCAAAAAGGGAUUUGACAUAACUAAGGAGAUAAUAAUAAAUUGUUUAGUUUUAAAAAAGUAAUUCAUUUCAUAUACAUUAGUUUGAGUUAGUUACGUUAGUUACUAUUUUGAAAAAAUAUAUCAAUUUAAUGCAAUACUACUUUUGUAGGUGGUGCAAGAACAAUUGAAUCGAAAGUAGUGAAUAAUAUAUUAGGGGUGCGCUGGGUUCCCAAUAAGGGGUGUGAGCUUGAUGCUUGGGUGGGUAGUUGGAUUUGUCAAAUUUUUUCCCUGCAGUUUUCAAACCGAGUACAUUUUCUAAAUUUCUGUUUGCUAAAAUUUGUUUCUACUAUGAAUUUAUUUUAAAAUAGUUUGGUUUAAAUAUAAAUCCAUAUUGCAAUACUAAUUUUAUAGGGGAUGAAAAACAUGUAUUUUUAAAUUCUGAUUUUUUACAAUACAUUUUAUAUUAACAUUUUUGUAUUUAUUUAAUUUUUCCUCAAAUUUAAUACAAGUAUACUAUUUUAAAUUGAAUGAAAUAUUAAGUUUGUAAAUGAUCAGAGAACAAAAGUAUUUCUGGGGCGUGGAUUUUUAAUUGUAUUUUCAAUUUUGUUAUUUUCUAAUAUUCUUUCAUACUUUUUUCUAAAUUAAUUAAAACAAUCUAUUUUUUAGAUACACUUCUAAUGUAGUACUAUUUUUGUAUGGGGUGCAGAAAGUAUUUAUCAAUCUAUUAAUGACAUUUAAGAUGAAACAUUAAAUUAUAUGAUAAAACAUUUGUUUUGCUAAUUUUUAAAGGGUUGCGUGGCAUAGAAAAGAGAACCACUGUUAUAAUGCUAUAUGACUUGAAUUAUAAAUCUUUCAUGAUAAGCAACAUUUUUCUCAAUGUUUAUCCGCUGCUUCUUAGAGAGAUGUUGCAGUGUCCAUUUUAAACAUUCCAUUGAGAUGCCAAGUAUGCUUCCUUAUCCGAUAAAUGUUUAAUUCAGCAAAAAAUGUGAACUUCAUAACGUAAGGAGCAGAUCAAACAGGCACAUCCAACCACAGAACAGUGUUGUGAUGGCAACGGCCAGCUCAGAAGAUAACGUGCGUCAGCAUCCUACCAAUGGAGACCACAUGCUGGUCAACAAAACCCUCAGGAGGUUGGAAAAACUCCACGAGUUGUGCUCGGACCCCCGGCUGAGCCUGAAGAACAGCCCGCCGUAUCUUCCUGAGCUGGUCCCCAAUACGGCCUCUGUGCUCCGACGGGUCUGGAAGCCCUACCGAGGCCUCGGGGCACUGAUGGGCCGGGCCCCCGGGGGGGACGAGGCGGUGUACCUCAGGGUCCAUGCCAGGAACCUGCUGGAUAAGACGGACAGGGCCUUGCUGCUCUUUAAAGACAAGGACAAGAUGUUUGAUGAGACGUCCAGCGACAGGAUGAACCUUACCAAGCUGUCCCUGAUCUUCAGUCACAUGUUGUGGGAGCUUAAGGCCGUGUUUCCGGGGGAACGUUACCACGGCGACACCUACAAGAUGACCAAGACGGAAGCACGGGACUUUUGGAAGCUUUCUUUUGGCAAAAAAUGCAUUGUGCGAUGGAGCAGUUUCGCAGAGAAGCUGCGCCGCGUGCACCUGUUUGAGGACGGGAUGGAGUCCAUGGCCCUCAAGUCCACUGUCGAUCUCACCUGCAACGACCACGUCUCUGUCUUUGAAUUUGACAUCUUUACCAGGCUCUUUCAGCCAUGGGGAUCCCUCCUGUGGAACUGGAACCAACUAGCCGUGACCCACCCGGGCUACAUGGCCUUCCUCACGUAUGACCAGGCCGUGUCACGACUGAAACACUACAUCCACAAGCCUGGAAGCUACAUAUUCCGUCUGAGCUGCACCAGGAUGGGCCAAUGGGCCAUCGGGUACGUGACCGGUGAGGGCGGCAUUGUGCAGACCAUCCCUGAGAAUAUGUCGCUCUGCCUGGCGCUCCUUCUGGGCCACAGCCAGGAACGCUACUUGUACCCGGAUGGUCGCGAUGUGAACCCAGACCUCACUGCACUGCACCGACCGGAACACAGAGCAAAAGUCAACGUUACGCGAGAGCAGUAUGAGCUUUACUGUGAUCCAGGCACCUCCUUCCAGCUGUGCAAGAUCUGCACAGAGAAGGACAAGGACACCCGCAUCGAGCCGUGCGGCCACCUCAUGUGCAGACGCUGUCUGGACAACUGGCUGCAGAAAUCGGCCGGCCACACGUGUCCGUACUGCCGCUGUGACAUCGACGACACAGAGCCCGUCGACGUCGAGCCCUACCAGCCGGAACACAAGGAGGAGGAGGAGAGUGACGAUGAUGAAGACGACCACGAAGACAUUGAGCUGGUGGUGAAGCAAAUGGCUGCGCUGAGGAAGACGACUGCAGCGGGCGGAGUCACUCAGCAAUGAAUGAAGAGGACGCUGGUGAGCUGGGACAUGCCCAAGCUGUUUCUUGUUUACACUCCAACAGGCGGAGCAGUGUGACGCUGAUCAUCUUGUCCAGAAUAACAUAAAGAAGGCAUCUAGGCGAUAUAUUUUGGAAUAAAUAAUUUAAGAAAUAAAUCAUUUAAACUAAAUUCAACAAUGUGUUCUUGUUGUAUGUGUUUGACAGAGAAAGUUGCUCACUUACGCCCCUACUGUACAGGAGUAUGUAAUACAGUAUGUAUAAAAUUUGAGAAUUUCAGUUGCACAUAAAAUGUGAUAAAAUUAAUAAACAUCAAGAUUCAUUCAAUUAAAAAUAUAAAUCAGAUAUACAAUUAUAUUGUAAACCAUGUUAAUGCUAUAAUUUAUAAUGAUAUGAAAUAUUAAAUAUACAUUUUAAUUAAGAUAAAAAAAUUAUAAACCAUUGUUUUAAAUAACAAGGUCCCCCCCCAAACCUGGAUUUUUAUUCUUUUGAAAUUAUUGUUGGGUGGGAAUAAAUUUUUACUUUAAAAAACAGACAUUAAAAUAGAACAUUUGAGAGAUUGUGCUGCUAAAAGUAAUAUUCAUGUAAAAAAAUGUAAAUUCAAGAUAAUAAUAAUAAUAUAGAACUCCAUCCAUCCUUCGUCAAUACCGCUUAUCCUGUUCAUUGUCGCAGGCUGCUCGAGCCUAUCCCGGCCGACUUCGGGCGAAAGGCAGACUACACCUACUAAUAUAAAAAUCACAUUUACAUAAAUAAACGAAAUUAAUAUAUAUUUAAGAUAAUCAUGAACGAGGCAUCUGUGAGUUGCCUGCCUGCUACAACAGCUCCGCUAAUUUUGUCGAUUUUUUUAUACAUUUCCACCCUUUAUUUUGUCAUUGAGUCUUCGUUUUUUGUCGUGUAAACCAGUUUUGGACCAUUUUCACUUUCUUUGCCGAAGAGUAUCAUCGCAUGUUGUUGUUUGCGACUUCAUUGACAUCCUGUUUACAAACAGCUCUGUUACUUUCUCCCCCGUUUUACACCUUUCACCCUUUUUGCGUCGUGCUGGCGCAUUGGCACUAUUGCAGCGUUUUGGCCUAUUGCAGUGUCUGACCCUAACCCAUAGUUAGUUACUGAGGGGAGAAUAUCGGGGCUAUUGGACUUCCGUCGUUUGUCUACGAUGCUACAACCGCGAGGAGCUUUGGCCUAACGUUAUUUAUUAUUGUAUUAUUAACAUUUCAAUUAUUGAAAUGUAUGUGUUAUAUACAGCACUUUUUUUUUACAGCUGUGGUUAAUAAUUAAGUGCUCAAGAAAUAAAGUUGAGUCAUAAUAAUAUUGUCAUUAUACUUUAAAUACAUGAUAUAUACACUGUUUAGCCCUGUCUUCUAUAUAAUGAAAUGUGAAAUAAUUUAAUUACUGAUAAAUUAUUCUAUUUCAUUAAUUCCAACCAGUUACUUUAAAAAAUAUAAUUUCAAAAAAUAUAUUUUUCUUUUUCUACUGUGCUCCUGUUAUUGAUAUUACAAUACCAAAAGCAAAAUGUGACGGAAAUUUUAAUAUCUGUACACUAUGUGUUUAUUUGACUUCAUAUUUGUGUUGGUAAGUUUUACGAUAGGUUCAUAUUGUAUGUCAGGGAGACAAUAAGUGAAAUGUCAAAAUUCAGGAAGAAAAGAAACAUAUCACAUCGUUUGAGAGAGAGCACAAUGUUUUUUUUUUGUUUUUUUUUAACCUGUCCUGUUCAGCUGCAUGGCCUUGCAGAAUGGUGGAUCUUUAUGCCUUUUGUGCUGGAACAGUUUUGCUUCUGUUUAUUUUGAAAUGUCUUAAUUAUUCUGAUGUUUAUUGAAAAUGCAGCCGGACAGAAAAGG
This is a messenger RNA of Phyllopteryx taeniolatus (common seadragon), 4522 nucleotides long. RefSeq names its product Cbl proto-oncogene C, E3 ubiquitin protein ligase (gene cblc). Gene Ontology annotation, cellular component: membrane raft; plasma membrane. The coding region runs from base 1346 to 2692 and encodes 448 amino acids. The record is from RefSeq and is a predicted model, not a curated record. Gene Ontology annotation, molecular function: SH3 domain binding; ubiquitin protein ligase activity; receptor tyrosine kinase binding. Gene Ontology annotation, biological process: cell surface receptor signaling pathway; negative regulation of epidermal growth factor-activated receptor activity. Lineage: Eukaryota; Metazoa; Chordata; Actinopteri; Syngnathiformes; Syngnathidae. The transcript is spliced from 10 exons.